UUUAGUUUAGUUGCUUUUCACGGGGUAAUGGCGUAACAUUAAACUACUCGAGUCAAUCAGUCAAUUGGGUGCGUGUUUUUCUUUCCCCGCAUAUAACGAUAAUAAAAUUUAAACAAAAAAAUUACGGUCGUCGUGGCGGGCUACGACUUACACGACAUUCGCCGCAAAAAUAGUCCCAUAUUAUCCUUGAAAUAUGUUCUAGUGACAAAGCCCAUUUCUAAACAAACCAAACAAAAACAAAAUUAUGUCUGUGAUUUAUCCUCCAACGUCAAAAACAACAACAACAACCACCGAAGACGAUGACAACGAGAACGACAAUGAACCUGUGAGUUUGGAAUUCAUUGAAGAUCCAUACAUACCAAAGCUGGACAAUUGCCUGACCCCCUCUCUAGAUGAAAUAACCGAGUUCGAUCAGAGAUAUUGCGAUGAAAAUGGGAAUGGGAAUGGUACUAGUGCAACAGCAAGCAUCUGUGAUUGGUCUGAAGAGACCGAAAUGUACUUGAGAAACCUCACCUUAGACCAGAUAUUCUACGAUGCUCAUAGCGACUUUGAUAGUCUUGUGGAAUAUCAAAUGGCAGAGGCUGAGUUCGGCAUCAAACAUCAAAGUGCCAACCAACCGCAAAUGUCAAUUGCCAAGCGAUUCCGUUUGAAGUUUCUAACCAAACGAACGAUGCGAGAUGUUAAAGUAACAUUUAUAGAUUUUUCCAAACCCUAUCUGGCUAAAAUCUCGAGUAGUGAGAAUUAUAAAAAGUUUUUGAACAUUGGUAGUCCAACAACGGGAGGAAUAACCACAACAGAGACUUCGACAACUACAACACCGAGAAUGACGACGUUGAUGUCAGAUAAUACACAAAAAAUGUCAGAGCCAGCUUCCCCAGCAUCUGUUGCAUCAGCAGAUAUUGCCGCGGAAUUUGCUGCUCUUACCGUUGAAGAACAAGAACAACAAAGAGCUCAAUGGACUCAGGAACUCGCUCAAGUUGAAGAAGAAAUUAACACUCUUCGUACAGUGUUAGCAUCAAAGAGUAGACUUGCUUCAGAUCUUAAGCGUAAAUUGGGUAUUACUGUGUGGAAAGAGCUUACCGAUGACAUGAAUUCAGGAAUUAAAUCUGUCAAAGAAAGUUCUGUUUACCAAACUGUUGAGAAAAAUGUGGAAAAUAUUGCUAAGGCUGUUCAUGAUGCUCCACUCUACCAACGCACAGAAUCGGUAUUCAAAUCGACAGCUGAGAAGACAACGUCUAUAUUUGGGGACAUCACAAGUGGCAUUACAUCUAAAUUGUCCCAAAUGAAGAAUUCCGAAUCGAUGCGUUCGAUUGAAGAGCGUGUUGGUUCGGCCUAUGGCAAUGUCAAAACAAAAGUAACAACAUCCCGAUCGGGUUCGAUUGCAAGUUUCAACGAUGACUUACACGACAAUAACACAUCAUCGGGAUUGAACUCACCUACAAAUUCACAAGGAAAACAAUAAAAAUAGAAUAAAACCUACAACAACAACAACAAUAACUAAAAACAACAAUCUUAAAAUUAAAAAUAAAAACAACACCAAUAAUUAUUAGCACCAACCAAUCAAUCAACCAACCAACCAACCAACCAACCAACAACCAUAUUAUCCCCUAUUCAAGAACAAUAAAUUAUUCUUUUCAUUUAAAUACAUAAAUUAAAAUAGUAAACAAAAAUAAUCAUAACAACAACAAAUAUUGCAAGUGAUAACGGCGAUUUGAAGAAUGUAAUAUUUUGUUUUAAUUUUUUUAGUUAUACGUACAUAAUUUUUUGAAUUUUCUUAUUUUGUUUUUAUUCUAUUGCUUGAGUUUAUAUGAAAAUUUAUAUUAAUAAAAAAAAAUAAUAAUAAUAAUUUAUACAAAAAUCAAAACUAUUAUAAAUGUACUACAAGCUGAAAACAAUAAAUGUUAGUUCUUGAAAUAUGUGUGUAACUUAUAGCUUCAGAAAAAUAAUAAAUGUUUUAAAAUGUUGGCUACUACUACUAAAUGAAAUGCAAAAAAUAAAGUUAUAAGGCUUUAAUAUGCAAAUGAAAAAAUAAAAGUUGUAAAUAAAUAUAAAACUAUGAGGAGUUCAACAAAAUAAAUCGACUCAGCAACGAUGCGAUGAUGGUGAGGAGGAGAAGGAAGAGAAGACGGCAUUCUUAUUCUAUUAUUAUGUGACAUUAAAAGGGAAAAUUAGAAAUCUGUGUUAGCUUUUUGUGGAGUCUUGUAAUCAAGAUACAAAUAAAAAUAAUUUCUUGCAUUUUUUUACUUAAUAUUUUCUUUUUCUUUUUUAAUUGUUUUGAUUUAUAUUUAAAAUAAAACUUUUUUAAAAAUUGUAUUUGUAUAAAUAUUUUUUGUUUUUGGUGGAUUAAGCAUCAUUACUUGCCCUUUCCUUUGAUAUUGUGACCAUUAGAAUAACAAAAGAAAA
Molecule: messenger RNA, 2403 nt
Organism: Eupeodes corollae
Lineage: Eukaryota; Metazoa; Arthropoda; Insecta; Diptera; Syrphidae
Product: tumor protein D54
Exons: 7
Coding region: 245-1462 (405 amino acids)
Cellular component (GO): cytoplasm
Source: RefSeq, a predicted model, not a curated record